GUGUGGCUCAGAAGGUGGUGACGGUUGAUGAAUGUAAUUCAAGCUGGGAUAAGUUAAGGUAAAGGGCAUAUUACCCAGGGCAUAUUUAUCAAAUUAGAGCAAUCCUGAAACAUCAUGUUUAGACGGAAAAGCAAGGAGGAGGAUGUCAGCAAUCUGAUUCCAAAUGAAGAACUGAAGAUUGACAACUAUGGGAGUCUGAACAAAGUAAAUGAGGACCAGGAAGCUGAGGAUGGAUGUUACAUAAUGCUCGAGGAGAUUAGUGACCAACUCAAAGAAAUUAUUCCAAACUCAAAGGUUCAAGAGAAGAUCAAUUUCUUUGAAAAUGGGAAAACCAAAAUAGAUUUUGUCCUUGUGUGGGAAGAGGAACGGUCAAAGGAAUGUAAUAAAUCAGAUAGUGAAAAGCAUCCGAAUUGGAGAAAAAAAUUCCUGAAGAAGCUCUGCAAGAGUGGCGUUCUCACAGAGGAGCAUGUGGUUCACAAUGAGAAGAGAAAUGUCCAUUACAUCCUGCUGAGUGCUCCAUGGAAUGUGCUCUGUUAUUAUGCAGAGGAACUGAGUAUGAAGGUUCCACUGCAGGCAAUAAUAAAUGAGACCUCCAACUGGUCUAAUGAUGUGCUAAAGAAUCUGGGAAUCUUUAACGUCAUGCAUGAUGAAAUCCCUAACACACCUUUGGAUUAUUACACUUGUCAGUUCAGACAAUCCAAGUUAGAAAGGUUCCUUGGUAGCGACGACCACGAUAACUUUUUCAGUUGCACCCAACGGCAUCAGAUACUUUAUGAGAUCUUGGAAAGAACUCCAUAUGGUCAACUGAAAAAUGACGAAAUUGGUAUCAACAAGUUGUUAAAUGAGAAUGUGUUCUCAGCCGCAUUUCCCCUUCACAAUGGUCCUUUCGAGGUUCUAAAUAAAGACUGUGUACCCACAAAUCUGAACCUCAGGCAGGUUCUGUAUGAAUACUGGGGUCGAUGGGGUAAGUGGUACAAGUACCAACCCUUGGGUCACAUUCGAAAAUACUAUGGAGAGAAGAUUGCUUUUUACUUCGCAUGGUUGGGAUUUUAUACUGGAUGGUUGUUACCAGCAGCAGCUGUUGGAACCUUUAUCUUUAUUGUUGGGAUCUUCCUGGUGCAAACCGACAUUCCUGCGAAGGAAACGUGUGAGGAAAAUACUGCAUAUGUCAUCUGUCCACCUUGUGAUGUCUGUAAUCAGAUGAACCUCUCCAGCAUCUGCAACACAUUUAAGAUAGGGUUGCUCUUUGACAAUGGGGGCACAGUGUUUUUCAGCGUCUUCAUGUCGCUGUGGGCUGUGACCUUCCUUGAGUACUGGAAGAGGAAGAGUGUGGUCCUCGCCGACAAGUGGGACUGCUUGGAAUUUGAGGGAUCUAAGGAGCGUUCCAGACCAGAGUUUACUGCUACGGCUCCAAUGACGAUAAAGAACCCAGUCACGGGGAUAGAGGAGCCAUAUUUUCCCAAUGGGGACAGGAUACAACGUGUUAUUAGUAGCACUAUGGUCAUUUUGCUCAUGAUAGCGGUGGUGUUUAUCUGCUUGGUUUCCAUCAUACUAUACCGCUCUAUUGUCAGCAUCCUCAUGUACAAGACGGGAAACAGCAUCUUCAUGGUCUUGGCUUCCAAGAUAGCCAGUAUCACUGGAUCAAUAGUGAAUCUCCUAGUCAUUCUCUUAUUGGCUCAAGUGUAUACAUCACUGGCUCAUUUCCUGACCAGAUGGGAAAUGCACCGGACUCAGACCAUGUACGAGGAUGCCUUUAUUGUAAAGGUCUUUAUUUUUCAGUUUGUCAACUUCUACUCAUCACCCUUGUACAUCGCCUUCUUUAAAGGCAGGUUUAUCGGAUACCCUGGACAUUAUGGAUCACUAUUGGGAGUCACAAAUGAGGAUUGUGGAGCUGGUGGCUGUAUGAUUCAACUGGCUCAGGAGCUUCUUGUUAUCAUGGUGGGAAAGCAAAUCAUCAACAAUGUGCAGGAAUUUGUCAUCCCGAAGCUGAAAGGAUGGCUGCAGAAACACAAGCUGAGAUCAAUAGAUAAAAAGGAGCUAUCUGGUGCAGAGCAGGUUCCUUGGGUGAAGGAUUACGAGUUACUGGUCUGUGAGGGACUCUUUGAUGAAUACCUCGAGAUGGUUUUGCAGUUUGGAUUCAUUACCAUAUUUGUGGCCGCGUUUCCGUUGGCUCCAUUAUUUGCCCUCCUGAAUAACUGGAUUGAGAUCCGUCUGGAUGCCAGUAAGUUUGUGUGCGAGUACCGACGUCCAAUCGUGGAGCGAGCACAGGACAUCGGAAUCUGGUUCAAUAUCCUGGAAGUAAUUACUCACCUAGCUGUAAUAAGCAAUGCCUUUCUGAUAGCAUUCACAUCAGACUUCCUGCCUCGCCUGUAUUAUUACUACACCCAUGACAAUAACAUGACCGGCUAUGUCAACUUCACUUUGUCAUAUGCACCGCACAAGUUUCUACAGCAGAACAACAGCAUGUGCCGAUACAAAGACUUUCGGGAUCAACAUGGUUAUCUGACCCUGACUUAUUGGAACCUUUUGGCUGUACGGCUGGGUUUUGUCAUUGUAUUUGAGCAUGUAGUCUUUUUUAUUGGCCGCAUGAUUGAUGUGCUGGUCCCAGAUGUGCCUGAGUCAGUGGAGAUCAAACUGAAGAGAGAACACUACCUGGCAAAGCAGGCCUUGGCAGAGAACCAGGCUCUGGGACAGGCACUUUUUGAACAAGCUGAAAAUCAAAAUGAAUUCAGCUCAGAAACAUCAGAAAGGAAAACCUCUACAGAUCAGCACAAUCUGCCACCCAUCCCAGAAGACAAACAACUAUAACCAAAGCUCACUGCUCAUCAAAUGAUGGCGAGCAAAAUGCAGAUGUUCUGGAAUGGCGUAGAUCAAGUGCAAAUGCUAUGAUUUUGCACCAGCAAUUGCAUCAUCAAUGACCAGCAUUAAAUUACAUCUUUAGUACAAGCAUCAACACUGAGCCUCAAUGGAGCAUCAAUACUGAGCCUUGAGAUCUUAUCCAACAGCAAUGUAUUAUAUUCUGCAACUUUGGUGAAACUUUACACUGGCUGGUGUCAGCAAGCGAUGCUCCACUUCACUUUAAUGAUCUUCCACCAUGUGAAUACUUUACCUAACACUGGAAAGUCGUAUUGCAUCCAAUCCCGGAAAAAUUGGCUGCACAGGAUGAUUUAUUCAAGACCAUUCCAGGCUAUGAUGUGACUUUUUCAAUAGACGACUCAUUUGUUGCUCCAACAAAAAGAAAAGCAAUACAAAUAACAAAAUUGUGAAACAAUCAGUUCAACAACUUGAGAAAGUUGCAACCAACAAACACGCAAUAAUAAUCCUUACCUUUGGCAUAAUGCCUUUUAAUGUUGGGAGGGAUUCCUAAAGUGCUUCAUAUACUGUAAAGUGACAUGACUGUGUUUUGUGGGUGAACAAGGCUCCAUGCAUUGCAAAUUGUUAAGUGUAGUAACACUUGGUUAUGGAAGGAUGCUAGUUUUCUUGUGCAUUCUGCAAUAUCCCAACAACCAACAGGCUACUCUAAGGGGAUGCCUGUAACUACCCACCUCGCUCCAAUUAUUAGCAACUUUCCUUAGUUUGGGAGAGAGCUGGAAAGUGGAAUUUUUUUAAAAAAAGGAAUUUUUUUGGAAAAAGCACCUGACAAAAUGAGCUUAAUAACCACCUUCUCUGCAGAAAAUGUGUACUUUUCUAUGAAGGCCGGAUGAACAGGGAAACCAGAGGGUGGCUGUAUGGCUGUACCAUGAUGUGUUUGUGAAUCAAGGGGGUGGGGGGGAAGAUAGAGGGCCAACCAAUAAGUGAAACAGGUCUCAGUGGGUGUAAAUGGUAAGUAAUCGUGAGCGAUUGUAUCUCGAACAGAAGUAAACAAAUGAUUUCAAUUUC
This is a messenger RNA of Callorhinchus milii (elephant shark), 3879 nucleotides long. RefSeq names its product anoctamin 7 (gene ano7). Lineage: Eukaryota; Metazoa; Chordata; Chondrichthyes; Chimaeriformes; Callorhinchidae. Gene Ontology annotation, molecular function: protein dimerization activity; chloride channel activity. Gene Ontology annotation, biological process: chloride transmembrane transport; calcium activated phospholipid scrambling. The record is from RefSeq and is a predicted model, not a curated record. Bases 115 to 2808 code for a protein of 897 amino acids. Gene Ontology annotation, cellular component: plasma membrane. The transcript is spliced from 24 exons.